AUGCCUUGCUUGUGUCUCCUGCUAUCCCUUGUGCCAGCGGCACAAUGUUGCACAAGGCAGCCUCACAUCGUGUUCAUUCUAGCCGACGAUAUGGGAUGGAACGACGUCAGCUUUCACGGGUCUUCUCAGAUACCCACGCCAAACUUGGACGCCCUGGCAGCAGACGGCGUAAUACUUAAUAACUUCUACGCCCAGGCAGCCUGCACUCCUUCGAGGGCAGCACUGAUGACUGGACUGUACCCGAUACGAACAGGGCUGACGCUUGAUGUAGCCGAUCCAUGGGGGUUGCCGUUGGACGUACGGAUACUACCUCAAUACCUCAAAGACCUGGGAUACGACACUCAUCUCGUCGGAAAGUGGGAUCUUGGCUACUACAAGACAAGCUUAACUCCAACUUGCCGGGGCUUCGAUAGCUUCUACGGCUAUUAUUGCACAGAAGAGGACUACUACACCCACAGCAGUACAUAUCCGCUCUUUCUGCUGUUGAGUCACCAGUCACCGCACGGAGCAGAAGAGAGUGACCCAUUUCAGGCGCCGCAAGAAAAUGUUGACAAGUUUCCUUACAUUGGAGAAAGGAAUAGAACAAUAUACGCAGGAAUGGUUGACGCACUGGACCAGUCUGUGGGCGAAGUGACCAAGGCUCUCAGCGAUGCUGGCAUGCUCGACAACACUAUCCUCAUAUUCAGCAGCGACAAUGGCGGACAACCUUGGGGUAGUCACGCGACCCGCAGCAUCAAUUGGCCACUGCGGGGAUCCAAGGGCACGCUCUGGGAAGGAGCAACCAAAGUCCCCGCUUUCAUCUGGAGCCCCCUCCUAGCCAACACACGGAGGGUGUCCAAGCAACUCAUGCACAUCACGGACUGGGUACCCACGCUGUACUCAAUCGGAGGAGGCGACGUGGACACUCUCGGAGAAUUGGACGGAUUUGAUAUGUGGCGGUACCUGUCUCAAGGAAUAGACUCCCCUCGUGUCGAGAUGCUCUACAACAUCGACUACCGGUUUUUGAACAACUCAGCUCUGCGAGUGGGCCGUUACAAGUUGGUGCUUGAUGGCACCGGGUUCAUGAAUGAGCGCUACGCUCGACCAGGUGGCGGCCGUCCGUACGACGACCUCGAUAAGUUACUCACUCAUUCGACAGCGGCCAAAGUGCUCAGAGGCUUCUACAAAAGAGACCGGCUGAAGUUUCCCAAGGACUGGAGAGAGAGAGCAACGUUGAAAUGUGGUAAUCCCGACAAUGGACAAUUUCAACCGAACGACGCGGUCCACCUCUUCGACAUAAUCGAAGAUCCAUGCGAGCUGAAUAAUGUGGCCAGCUCACAUCCGGAGGUUGUGGAAUUCCUCAGGAGGCGCAUCGCAGCCUACCAAGCCGAAGCAAUGCCAGUGCAGUACGAGCCCAAGGACCCCGCAGGCUUUCCAGAAAACCACAAUGGAACCUGGGCCCCGUGGGUGCAUACAUCGUGCGGAUAA
This is a messenger RNA of Dermacentor andersoni, 1467 nucleotides long. NCBI's taxonomy places the organism in Eukaryota, Metazoa, Arthropoda, Arachnida, Ixodida, Ixodidae. The record is from RefSeq and is a predicted model, not a curated record.